Loxodonta africana (African savanna elephant) is the source of this 345-nucleotide messenger RNA. RefSeq names its product small proline rich protein 5 (gene SPRR5). Bases 1 to 345 code for a protein of 114 amino acids. NCBI's taxonomy places the organism in Eukaryota, Metazoa, Chordata, Mammalia, Proboscidea, Elephantidae. The record is from RefSeq and is a predicted model, not a curated record. The transcript has 2 exons.
AUGAAGGCACUGUCAUCCCUGAGUCCUGCCAUGCCAAGAGGGAGGCCGCCAGGCAUGGGGGUGCAAGUGCUGCCCAGAAUGUCUCAGCAGAAGAAGAAGCACUACGCUCCCCCACAGCAGUGCUGCCCCCCACCAAAGCAGUGUGUACCUCCUCAGCAGUGCUGCCCCCCACCAAAGCAGUGUGCUCCCCCUCAGCAGUGUGCUCCUCCACCACAGCAGUGCUGCCCCCCACCUCAGCAAUGCUGCCCCCCACCUCAGCAGACCAAGCAGGUCUGCCAGCCCCCACCCAAGUGCCAACAGAAGUGCCCACCCCCUCAGCAGUGCCAGAAGUCCAAGCAGAAGUAA